This is a messenger RNA of Thunnus maccoyii (southern bluefin tuna), 687 nucleotides long. RefSeq names its product parathyroid hormone-like. The record is from RefSeq and is a predicted model, not a curated record. Gene Ontology annotation, cellular component: extracellular region. The transcript is spliced from 3 exons. Lineage: Eukaryota; Metazoa; Chordata; Actinopteri; Scombriformes; Scombridae. Gene Ontology annotation, biological process: intracellular calcium ion homeostasis. The coding region runs from base 206 to 547 and encodes 113 amino acids. Gene Ontology annotation, molecular function: hormone activity.
CUGGAGGUGUGACAUCAACAGCAAUAAUGAAGGCAGCUCAUCAAUGGCUGGGCCCAAGGGCUAUAAAAGGAACUUGGGAGUCCGGUGCUUAUCAUAACUGAUAGGAGCAGUCCACCAAACCAGACUUAACUUUAUUAUACUGCUACAAAACUUUUACUUUUAUCAGACUGUGGAUAAGACACCACCAGAGGUCGUCAAGGUCAUCAUGCGAAGUCAGGAUUGUACAAUCGUGUUCUUUUCACUCUGCAUUUUGGGCCUACACCUCUCCACUGUCUGCGAAGGGCGCCCGAUGAGAAAAAGGACGGUGAGUGAGGUCCAGCUCAUGCACAACCUGGGGCAGCACAAGCAGAUGCAGGAGCGUCGGGAGUGGCUGCAGAUGAGGCUCCGGGGCAUCCACACCGCCGCGGCCCGGGCCAGCGGGGAGGCGGGCCGGACGAGGAGGAGGCUGCUUCCCGAGGAGCUGCCCGACCUGAGCGACUUGACCCCGGAGGAGAUCCAGUACGCUCUAAACCUGCUGGAGAAGCUCCUCAACUCCAAACAGUCGUGAUUUUGGUGGAUUGCGUUUGACAGUCGCAGCUGUCCGGCAACAUUUCCAGCGUCAUAGAAUUUUAGGCUACUUUCUAUUUUUAUAAUUUUGUUUGAAGAUGACUGAAUGUGUCUUUUAUUAGAAUGUACUUUCAUUUGAUU